UGGGAAACUCCCAGUCCCCGCAGCCGCCGCAGCCGCCGCCGCAGCCGCUGCCGCCUGGUCUUGCGGAGAGCGCGCAGCGCUGAACGGGUAGCGCCGGGAGCAGCAGCGCCCAUGUAAUGCCCGAGGGUGAGCUGUCCUGAGCUGCUGUGGUCCAGCCACCUGCCCAUUCACGUACACGCCGCGCAGCCUGCCAGCAGCACCUGCCAUGGAGUCCAGAGGGAAGUCGGCCAGCAGCCCCAAGCCUGAAACCAAGGGACCCCAGGCUGGUGCCGAGGCCAGAGCCCCCGCAGCUGCAGAUGGGAAAGCCCUCUUGGCUAAGCCCGGGAAGAAGGAAGCUCAACCAGAGAAGCAGGAGUCUCCUGCAGCCCCCACCCCUCCAUCUGCCAAGAAGACCCCUGCCAAGGCAGACCCUGCCCUUCUCAACAACCACAGCAACUUGAAGCCAGCCCCUGCGGCCCCCAGCAGCCCAGAUGCCACCCCUGAGCCCAAGGGCCCUGGGGAUGGGGCUGAGGAGGACAAGGCCCCCAGCAGGGGCCCAGAGGAUCGAGGCCCCUGCCCUUUUGAGAACUUGACCCCCCUGCUGGUAGCUGGUGGGGUGGCUGUGGCAGCUGCAGCCCUGAUUUUUGGCCUGAUCUUCCUGGCGCGGAAAAAAUGAUGGCUGGUGCCCAGGUGCCCACUUCCUGUACAGACCUCGAGAAUCCAGUGCAUGCCGAACUCACAUACCACUAUCCAUACACUCGUACAUCCGUAAUAUAUAUACAUAUAUACCCCCACGUACAUGCAGAGGGAGAGAGGGCAGCCCCCAAAAGCAGAAACUAAGCCCCCUCAGCUGGCCCCCCAGGGAUUCCCCCUCUCAAUGUCCACGGCAGAAAGAGUCCAGGCCCUGGAUUUCCCAGACUGCCCCAAGUGGGGCUCUGACAUUGGCUGGAGAGACUCUGAUGCCAGCCUGGGCCAAGGUACCUUGGGCCAGUGGAAAGGGUGGUCCCUGAGUGUGGCCUGCCCACACACAGGCAGGCGUAUCCAGAAUGAAAGUGCUCACACGUGCCAGCCUGUCCUGAGAGGCCCCAGGGGCCCUGUGGGCCUCCUGGCAGCAGCAUCCUGAGGGGCCCCCAGUGAUGGGAACUCCAGGGCUGGGCAGGGGUUUGGGAUGGGUUCCAACCUGGGUCUAGCCCAUGUGGGGACAUUAAAGGGUGUGGCUGUCUCUCCCCUUUUCUGUUCUUCACUUGGAACUGGGUAGUGGGGGGUCCACUUGGGUGGGUCUGGUCAGUGGGGCUGACUUGAAGUGGUCAGUCAGGUUAGCAGAGCUUCCAUGCCACCUCUGUCCAUUGACUGAAUGCUGGCUGGCUGGACUGAACCCAGAGAACGGUCUCUCACAGCUCACCUGAUAGCUUGUGCCUCAGGGGAGCCCCUGAGGCUGGGGCCACCACACUUCCUGCCUGGGGCCCCCUCCCCAUCCUGCAGCAAUUAGCCAAGAGCCUGGCAGGAAGGCAGGUAUCAGGGACCCGCCUGGCAGUUGUGCCUGCCCAGUCCCUGUAGGUGGCCCCUCCUGCCUCAUCCAGUGUCCUGAGUCUAACAAGCGUAUAAAUGCAAUAACAGGUAGAGUAGAACCGCUUGGUGGGUGACCGUCACCCAAGUCCGCUGCCCCACUGCGCCUGCAGGGAGACGGUGCUGUGCAGCCCCCUCAGCAUGUCUGGUCUCAGCCUGGCUCCUGACGGGGUGACAUCAGGCAGGCUCUGGAGGUUGGUGGUGGGCAUGCAGGAACCUGACGUGCCCUUGCCUGGCCCGCUGGGCUGAGUGGAGACUAGUCUGAAAUAAACUCUAUUGUCUAAA
Messenger RNA from Manis javanica (Malayan pangolin), 1830 nucleotides. RefSeq names its product cell cycle exit and neuronal differentiation 1 (gene CEND1). NCBI's taxonomy places the organism in Eukaryota, Metazoa, Chordata, Mammalia, Pholidota, Manidae. The record is from RefSeq and is a predicted model, not a curated record. Gene Ontology annotation, biological process: cerebellum development; radial glia guided migration of cerebellar granule cell; cerebellar granular layer maturation.